CCCCGCGCGCGCCUGCGCACUCGGACCCCGCGUUCGCGCAUUGGCGCGAAGCUGGCGGCGGGGGAUGGAGCGCGGGUCGGUUGGCCCGCCGCCAACGGCAUAAACCGACGUCGCGGGAGGCGGUUCGGCAGUCGGCGUCGGGCGUAGGCAUGGAUAUCCGGAAAUUCUUUGGAGCAGUAAUUCCUAGAAAUAAACAAGAAUGUGACACUACCAGAAAGAAUGAGAAACCCCCAAAUAAGGAGGGGGCUUCAGGUGAAAAGUCAAAAUUGAAGGAAAUCAAGGUGAAGAAUUCAUCUCGCGGAGAGGAUUCUGGGCACAAACAGGUGAACAAGAAAAAGAGGAUAAUCUAUGAUUCAGAUUCUGAAGAGGAGGUCCAGGUGGUGAAGAAAUCUAAGAAGCCGCCAGAUAGAAAACAGUCUUCAAGACCUGAUAAGAUUCUAAAGAAGGACCCUGUUGUUUAUGUUUCAGAGACAGAUGAAGAAGAGGACUUUGUUAAUAAGAAGGUCGCUCCCAAACCCAAGGAAAAUGGGACAUCUGUGGCUAUUCGUUUUGGGACACCUGGAGCAUCAAAGACUGAUCCCAAACCAAAACUGAAAAAUAAACCCCUAUCUCCAGUAAAACUGACACCAACCUCUGUAAUUGAUUACUUUGGAACUGGUAGCAUUCAGCGAUCAGAGAAGAAACUGGUGUCAAGCAAACGAAAAGAACUGUCACAAAGCAGGGAUCCCACACUAGAUGAUGAGGCUGUUGCCAGGCAGCUACAGCUUGAAGAGAAUACAGAGUUGGAGAGGCAACUGCAUGAAGAUGAAGAAUUUGCCAGAACUCUGGCCAUGCUGGAUGAAACACCAAAGAAGAAAAAGCCUCGAAAAGAUCCAGAAGAGAAACAGAUAACUUCAACAGUCAAAACUAGUCCAAUUGAAGCAGAAAAACAUAAACAGGCUCCUAAAGUAAAACCUGCCAGUUCAACUGUGGACACAAGGCCUAAUUCUGCAAAGGACCAGGUUUGCUCAGAAAGUACAAAAACAUGGAGUCAGCACCCUGAGUCUUCCGUUAGUAAAGAGAGGAAGGAUUUGGGGAAUAAGGUGCUGCCCUCAAAGCCAAGUUCCAAGUUGGCUGUGCUGAAGCAAAAAUCAGAAAGUAUUAAAGUGGAAAAUGGAACUCCAAAAGGAGAAACGAUAAAAAAUGAAAGUAGGACUCCAAAAGUAAAGUCCGUUUUACCAGAGGAGACACCUAAAAAGGAGAAGGUUACUCCCCCAAAAUCUAAGUCUGUAAGUCCUGAGGACUCUGAAAAGAAGCGAGCCAACUAUCAAGCUUAUAGAAGCUAUCUUAAUCGUGAAGGCCCAAGAGCACUUGGCUCUAAGGAGAUCCCACAAGGUGGUGAAAAUUGCUUUGAAGGCCUGACGUUUGUGAUCACAGGCAUCUUGGAAUCCAUUGAACGCGAUGAGGCCAAAUCUCUGAUUGAGCGCUAUGGAGGGAAAGUAACUGGGAAUAUCAGUAAGAAGACAGACUAUCUUGUGAAGGGUCGUGACUGCGGCGCAGCCAAGAGUGACAAGGCCUUAGCUUUAGGGACAAAAAUAAUUGAUGAAGAUGGUUUAUUUGACCUGAUUCGGAGUAUGCCAGGCAAGAAGUCAAAGUAUGAAGUGGCAGCUGAAGCAGAGGCAAAGAAGGCCAAAUCCAAGUGUGUGAAAACCCCACCGAAAGCUGAAGCGGAAAGAAGAAAAAUUAGCCCUCCAACUAGAGAGAGUGAACCCAAAAAGAAAAAAGUCACUCCUGAAAAGGACAAUACCGUCAGAUCUCCCAAGAAGCAAACAAUGGAAGCAAGGAGAGGUCUGGACUUUGAUCAGAAAGCGCCGGAGAAAAAGGAUCCGAAGGAUGUUGGGAGCCCAAUUCAAAAAGGCAGUAAAGGUGGAGCUGAGGUGUUAUUAUGGGUGGACAAAUACAAGCCCACAUCCCUUAAAACAAUCAUUGGGCAACAAGGCGACCAAAGCUGUGCCAAUAAACUCUUACGUUGGCUUCGAAACUGGCACAGGAAUAUUUCGCAGGACAAACACGCAAAACCCAGUAAGUUUGGAGUCAAAGACGACGGUGCUAGUUCAAAAGCAGCUUUGCUCUCUGGCCCCCCGGGGGUUGGCAAAACGACCACUGCUUCACUAGUUUGCGAAGAACUGGGCUUGAGCUAUGUGGAAUUAAAUGCCAGCGACACUCGCAGUAAGAACAGCCUGAAGGAGGUGGUUGCCGAAUCUCUAAAUAACACCAGCAUCAAAGAGUUCUGUUCAGGCACAUCAUCUUCAGUCAGCACAAAGCAUGUCCUAAUUAUGGAUGAGGUGGAUGGAAUGGCUGGCAACGAAGACAGGGGCGGCAUCCAGGAACUGAUUGACCUGAUUAAACAUACAAAGGUUCCUAUCAUUUGUAUGUGUAAUGAUCGGAAUCACCCAAAGAUGCGUUCCCUUGUCCACUACUGCUUUGAUCUUCGCUUUCACAGACCACGCGUGGAGCAGAUUAAGGGUGCCAUGAUGUCCAUUGCCUUUAAAGAGGGGUUAAAGAUUCCACCACCAGCAAUGAAUGAAGUCAUCUUGGCAGCCAAUCAGGAUAUCAGACAAGUUUUACAUAAUCUCAGCAUGUGGUGUGCAAGGAGCAAAUCUCUGACCUACGAUGGUGUCAAAGAGGAUGCUAACAAAGCAAAGAAGGACAUCAAGCUGGGCCCUUUCGAUGUUGUCAGGAAGGUUUUUGCUACCGGAGAAGAGACCUCUCACAUGUCCCUUAUAGACAAAUCAGACCUCUUCUUCCACGAUUACUCUCUCGCCCCGCUCUUUGUCCAGGAGAACUACAUCCACGUGACCCCAGCUGCUGCAGGGGGUAACAUGAAGAAACACCUGAUGUUGCUUAGCAAAGCAGCUGACAGUAUUUGCGAUGGCGACUUAGUUGACCGGCAGAUUCGCAGCCGACAAAAUUGGAGCCUUCUACCUACGCAGGCCAUUUAUUCAAGUGUCCUCCCCGGGGAGCUGAUGAGAGGCUACAUGAAACAAUUCCCAAAUUUCCCAAGCUGGCUGGGCAAAUUUUCAUCAACAGGAAAGCACGACCGUAUCAUGCAAGAGCUGUCGAUGCACAUGAGCCUCAGGACACAUGCAAGCAAGAGAGCAGUAAAUCUGGACUAUUUGUCGUACUUAAGAGAUGCAAUUGUGAAACCUUUGACUUGCCUGGGAACAGAUGGAGUGCAGGAGGCUGUAGCAUUUAUGGAUACUUACUGCUUGAUGAAGGAAGAUGUCGAAAGCCUAAUGGAAAUAACCAGUUGGGGAGGCAAGCCUAGUGAAUUUUCUAAAAUUGAUUCCAAGGUUAAAUCUGCCUUCACGCGAGCCUAUAACAAAGAGGCACACCUUGCACCAUAUUCUCUGCAAGUGGUGCAUAAGGCGAAUCGACGAGCAGGAUCGACGGUGGAUGAAGAACUGGAAGCUGAAGAAAUCCCGUCUGAGAAUGAGCAAGACACUAUUGAAAAUGAUGCAAUGAUUAAGAAGACAACCAAGACUGCUAAGCAACCAAAAAGGAACGGAGAUGUUAAAAGGGGGAAAGCAAAGAAGAAGUCUAAAUAAAUGGUUCAGUGCUGACAAAUGCUCCGAACCAGCUAUGCAACUGUUACUUUAUGCUGGGGGUGUUGAUUAUCGUCACUACACAAAUACAAAUAUGUAAUAUACUGAAUAAAUAGGACUAAAUGCAAUUCUCUGUCUACUGAUUUGUAUGCGCAGUGGCUUAGUUAACAACAUCUAGAAAAAAUAAACACUGGCCUGUUUGUUGCAUUUACAAUAUUUCAUCUGUGCAAAGCUGAUACUUUUUAAAAAUAGCUAUUAUGUUGUCAAUUCCUGUAUAUAUAUAUAGUAUAUAGAUUGGUCUCUUUUGUACAUUAUGAGAACACAGCAAUGUUUAAAAAUUGCAAUAAAACUAAUUUCAUAUUUUUAA
This is a messenger RNA of Podarcis muralis (Common wall lizard), 3951 nucleotides long. RefSeq names its product replication factor C subunit 1 (gene RFC1). Gene Ontology annotation, molecular function: DNA clamp loader activity; ATP binding; DNA binding. The record is from RefSeq and is a predicted model, not a curated record. NCBI's taxonomy places the organism in Eukaryota, Metazoa, Chordata, Lepidosauria, Squamata, Lacertidae. Gene Ontology annotation, biological process: DNA repair; DNA replication. Gene Ontology annotation, cellular component: DNA replication factor C complex; nucleus.